This is a messenger RNA of Camelina sativa (false flax), 709 nucleotides long. The record is from RefSeq and is a predicted model, not a curated record. Lineage: Eukaryota; Viridiplantae; Streptophyta; Magnoliopsida; Brassicales; Brassicaceae.
AUCACACUAUACAUGGUAAUGCUUGCUGUCUAUGACAACUUGUUCAAAAUCGACAAAUCAUGUUUUCGAACGAAGCUUUUUAGAGCCGAGUCUCAUCAAUCGUCGCCGUGACGGAGGAGACAGUAGUUUGCGGCGACCGUCGCCGAUGAGAGGAUUACAGACGGAAGAAUCUGCAGACCCGAUCGUGUACUUGCCUAGGAUUCGCUCUGAGGUUUUCUCUUCUUCUCCGACGUUAACGAGCUUAUUUUCGCCGUCUUCUUCAUCUCCGAUCAAUCAAGAAGGUAAUAAAAGAGAAGCACCAAAAGUAGUAAUUAAUGUAGCAGUAGAAGGAAGUCCAGGUCCGGGACCUAUAAGAGCAAUGGUUAAGUUGAGUUCUAACGUCGAAGGAACGAUCAAAAUCGUUGUUGAUAAGUACUGCGAAGAAGGACGAACACCUAAACUCAGUCGAGAUUCCGCUUUUGAAUUGCAUCAGUCACAUUUCAGCAUCCAGUGUUUGGAAAAAAGAGAAAUAAUAGGAGAAUUAGGAAGUAGAAGCUUCUACAUGAUAAAGGAAGCUCAUGAACAAAACGGAGGUUCGCUACCCGGGAUUGCAACGGUGAGAGCUAGCCUUAUUCCGUCGUCGAAUUUGAUCGGAUCGUGCAUCGCUCAGUUCAUUGGGAAAAUCAUGAAAACGAGAAAGAUAUGGAACAUAUUGGUAUGUGUGCAGUGA